Argentina anserina (silverweed cinquefoil) is the source of this 3779-nucleotide messenger RNA. Its product is annotated as autophagy-related protein 18f. The record is from RefSeq and is a predicted model, not a curated record. Bases 853 to 3534 code for a protein of 893 amino acids. Lineage: Eukaryota; Viridiplantae; Streptophyta; Magnoliopsida; Rosales; Rosaceae. The transcript has 8 exons. Gene Ontology annotation, cellular component: cytoplasm. Gene Ontology annotation, biological process: response to starvation; autophagy. Gene Ontology annotation, molecular function: protein binding.
AACAAAACCAAACCAGACCAAACACCAAAGCAAAAUCUCCAACUCCAAGCUUUGACAAUCUUUAGGAGAUAGGCACAUAGCAGAAGCAAGCUGAUAGAGUCGUAAACGAAUAGUCUUUUUCAUUCCUUCAAUUUUUUUCCUCCCUCCUUUGUUUUUUUAUUGAUAUCAUGAUCAUCGUCAUCAGAAAAAAAUAAAAAUCAUUUGCCAUUAUCUCUUCUCAUCUCUCCUCCGAUCUCCCUCCUGGUUUUCUGGCGGUUUUUCCUUGUGAAAACCCUAAUCAUUAAUCACUCUCACAUUUCAAUUCCCAAACCCUUUCCUUAAAUUUCAUAAAAAUCACAUUUUUCCUUCUUCUGUAAAUUCUUUUAUUCCUUUUAUUUAUUUAUUGCAAGAAGCUUACUUUCAGAGCAAAGAUUGCAGCUUUCGAUUUGGGUCUCUCUAGAUUUUAGGUUUCUGAUUGUGUCAUUGGGAUGAGAAGAAGGGUCUUUGUUUUGUUAAAGAACAAUUUUGGUGGGUAGUUUUGUGCUUGCGCAAUUCUGAUCGUCUUGUUUGUUUUUAUUGACUAAACGACGUGAAAAACCAGAGGCUUUGUGGGUUCUUUUAGUUUCUUGUUUUGGAUGCGUUAGGGCUGUGGAACUUGGAGAUGGAGACACUUGGAGCCUAAAAAGGUUGUGAAUUUGGAGCUGUUUCUUAUUUUGGGUUUGGCCCUCUCUCUCUUUUUUUUUUUGUGUUGUUGUUGAAGUUCAAAAGAGAAACAGCUCUGAAGGGUUAUGAUUAAGACAGCUGGGUUUGAACAAGAAGAAGUAGUAGAUAAGGAGUGUUUUGUUUAUCUGAGUGUUGGUUGUUUUCUUGGGGAUGAUGAAUGAUGGUGGACGUAAUGGUGGUGGUGUUUCCCGCCAUGGCAAGACUAAUGGUUUCAUUCCGAGUUCGUUUCGGGCACUUUCGAGUUAUCUGAGGAUUGUGUCUUCUGGGGCAUCAACUGUUGCCAGGUCGGCUGUGUCGGUGGCCUCUUCGAUUGUGGAGAGGGAUGAGGAUGCCAGCAAUGAUCAGGUAAACUGGGCUGGAUUUGACAAGUUAGAGGGGGAGGGAAAUGUCUGCCGUAAAGUUCUUCUGCUGGGUUACCGCUCUGGUUUCCAGGUCUGGGAUGUUGAAGAAGCAGAUAAUGUCCAUGACCUGAUUUCCACACAUGAUGGUCCUAUUUCAUUUAUGCAAAUGCUACCUAAACCAAUAGCCUCAAAGAGAUCAGAUGACAAGUUUGCAGAAAGCCGUCCACUGCUGGUUGUUUGUGCUGAUGGGUCAAUAUCUGUUGAUAAUAACAAAGAGGAUAACACUGGCCCUCGCAACGGUGUUACCACUAACAGCCCUGACAAAGUGAACAGUAGUUUUGUGCCAACUUCUGUUCGUGUUUUUUCCUUGAGAUCUCAAUCCUAUGUUCACGUGCUGAAGUUCAGAUCAGCUGUUUAUUCUGUGAAGUGCAGUUCUCGAGUUAUUGCUAUUUCUCAAGCAACUCAGAUACACUGUUUUGAUGCCACAACAUUAGAGCGGGAAUAUACUAUUCUUACCAAUCCUAUAGUUACGGGAUUCCCAGGUUCCGGAGGUAUAGGUUGUGGACCUGUUGCAGUAGGCAAGAGAUGGCUAGCUUAUAGUGGAAGUCCUGUUGCAGUAACCAGUUCUGGGCGUGUUAAUCCACAACAUCUGGAACCUUCUGCUAGCUCUCCUUCAAAUGGUAGCCUGGUUGCUCACUAUGCAAAAGAGUCAAGCAAGCAACUAGCUGCUGGGAUUGCGACCUUGGGAGACAUGGGGAUUCAGAAGCUGUCCCAGUUCUACUCAGAGCUUGUACCUGAUAGUAUUACUUAUCCCCAGUCAGGGAAUCCUUCUCGGAAAGCCAAUAGAACUGUCAAUGGCAAGUCAACAGACACAGAGAGUGUUGGAAUGGUCAUUGUCAGAGAUAUCGUCAGUAAAGCUGUUAUUGCACAGUUCAGGGCUCACCAAAGUCCAAUUUCUGCAUUAUGCUUUGAUCCUAGUGGCAUGCUUUUAGUGUCUGCUUCAGUUCAGGGGCAUAACAUCAAUGUUUUUAAGAUAAUGCCUGGACUUCCUGGAGUCUCUUCUUCAACUGAUGCUGAUGCAUCUCAUGUACAUCUUUACAGGCUACAGCGUGGAAUGACAAAUGCAGUCAUUCAGGACAUUAGUUUCAGUGAUGACAGCAACUGGAUUAUGGUUAGUUCCUCUAGGGGGACUAGCCAUCUGUUUGCUAUAAAUCCUCAGGGAGGACCUGUUGAUAUUCCAAGUUCCGAGGCUAGCUUCAAUCCAAAAUAUACUGUAUCAGGUGUCCCAACUAGAUCGGCAGUUCGUUGGCCACCUAAUUCAGGUUUGCAAAUGCCUAAUCAGCAGAGCCUCUGUUCACCUGGGCCCCCAGUUACACUUUCUGUUGUUAGUAGAAUAAGAAAUGGAGACAAUAGUUGGAGAGGGACUGUAACUGGUGCUGCUGCCGCUGCCACUGGCAAGACGAAUUUCUUCUCUGGGGCAAUUGCUUCCUCGUUCCAUAAUUGCAAAGCCAAUGAUUACCAUGUUGAGUCCAGCUCUUUGAAGGCUAAAUACUACCUUUUGGUAUUUUCUCCAUCUGGUUGCAUGAUACAAUAUGCAUUGCGAAUGCCAAAUGGUCUGGAUUCAACAACUGUGACUGGAUUGAACUCUGCUUAUGAGUCAGAUCACGAGGGUGAUGCCAGAUUAGUAGUUGAAGCUAUCCAGAAGUGGAACGUAUGCCAGAAGAAGAACCGGAGAGAACAGGAGGAUAACACUGACAUAUAUGGGGAUAGUAGAAAUCUAGACAAUAAUAAGAUAUAUCCUGAAGGAAUGAAGAAGGCCAACAUUGUAUAUCCUGAAGCUUUGAGUUCUGUCCCAAAAGAAAAGAUCACCCCUGAGGAAAAAAAUCAUUUGUAUAUUUCAGAAGCUGAACUGCAGAUGCAAGAAACUCAAGCUCCACUAUGGGCAAAAAAUGAGCUAUAUUUUCAGUCGAUGAUUGUGGAAGGUGUGAAGAUGGAUGGUGAAAGUGACACUGCCGGAGAAAUUGAGAUUGAAAGGAUUCCAACUCGCAUGAUUGAAGCAAGGGCAAAGGAUUUGGUCCCAGUUUUUGACUAUCUUCAGACUCCAGUGUUCCAACCAGCGAGGGUUGCUGCUGUGAAUAGCAAUAUCAGUGGGAAACUUUUUGAACAGAGGUCUGCAAUACCUGAAAUUGACAGGCUUUCAGGCAGGAGUAGUUCAAACUUUCUUGAUACCAUGAGUGACAGUGGUACUGGACUUGCAGAACAACACAACAGUAGUGAAGAAACUGGGUGGGGUGUUCCUCAGAUGACAAUAGGAAGCACGGGCUCUGUAAAUAGCAAUGACAGCCCAGAAACAAAGACUCAGCUUGAGACUGUAAAUAGUAGAGAGCACAGCUUUAAAAUGGAGGCUCAACUCAAGUUUGUAAAUAAUGACAUAGAAGAAGACAUGGGAAUGGGGAAUCUUUUUGAACAGGGAGGUGAUGAAUAUGAUUAGAGGUGUGCAGAUAUUCUUUAGUUCUCCUGGGAGAGUAACAAUGUUAAUACAAUGGGUGGUUUUGGGAGAAGCAUGAGCAAUAGGGAGGGGGGUGUCUGGCUUUACUGAUGCGGAAAUUGUGGAUAACUAUGUGGUUGGUUUUCAUCUUUGGUUGACUCUGUAAAUAAAUUGGCCACAUAACGUUUCCUAAUCAGUUGUAAUAUGUACAUAACAAUAGAACUGCAUCUUCCUGCCGCUUUAUCGCU